This is a messenger RNA of Capsaspora owczarzaki ATCC 30864, 1878 nucleotides long. RefSeq lists its product as hypothetical. NCBI's taxonomy places the organism in Eukaryota, Filasterea, Ministeriida, Capsasporidae. Gene Ontology annotation, biological process: protein phosphorylation. The coding region runs from base 28 to 1602 and encodes 524 amino acids. Gene Ontology annotation, molecular function: protein kinase activity; ATP binding; protein binding. The record is from RefSeq and is a predicted model, not a curated record. The transcript is spliced from 6 exons.
CUGGGCUGAAUUCGAAGAUCUUGCAAAAUGACGUUUGUUCUGAACAUGAAUCAGAGACAGCGCGCGUUGUAUGAUCAAGUCAAGAAUGCGAGUGAAGGGCUCAAUUUGGAUAAGCAGCAGAUUUUUGGCGACGCAGAAACACAGGCGGUUGCUGAGGCACUCAAAGUGAACACGAAGCUGACCUGGCUCUAUCUGCGCCAGAAUCAGAUUGGCGAUCCUGGAGCACAGGCGAUUGCUGAAGCCCUCAGAGUGAACACAAGACUGACUGGGCUCGAUCUGAGUGCGAACCAGAUCGGCGAUGUUGGAGCGAACGCGAUCGCUCAGGCAAUCAAAGUGAACAAGACGCUGACUUGGCUUCAUUUGAGCAAGAAUUUCCUGACCGACACUGGAAUCACUACAAUCAGGCAAACAGGCAAUACCAUUUGUAAAUUGGACAACCUUGACGAGCAGCGUGUUCCGUCGCCUGCCGAAUGGGCUCAGAUUGCAGCUCGUGUUGUUGCGAACGUGGCAGAGAUUCAGCAAUUGCGCUCCGAAAUUGCUGCCAAAGAGCAAGUCCUCGCUGCCAAGGACCAAGAGCUCGCAACCAACGUGCAGGACCUGCAACAACUUCGCUCAAAUCUCGUUGCCAAGGAUCAGGGGCUUGCAACCAAGGAUCUUAAACUGCAGUCAGCUCUUGAUCGGAUCGACGUACUUGAGCGCAGUCAGCCCGCCGGUGGAUCCGCGUCAAGCUUUGAUCAACCCAUCCCACAGGUGCCUCUCGCCACUCUCGUCUCCGCCACGAACAACUUUGCUGAUGAUUCUCUGCUCGGCGAAGGAGCAUUUGGUCGCGUGUAUGGCGCCAGUUUGCCUGGACCUCCCGUUGCCGUCGCCAUCAAAAAGCUGUCCGCCGAAUCGAUCCAACACUAUGCAGCAUUUCAGUCAGAGUUGAAAUCUCUAUCUAAAUUCCGUCACCCCAACAUCAUUGUCAUGCUGUCCUAUGCCGAAGCUCAGGAUGAAUAUUGCUUGGUGUACGAAUUCAUGCCAAACGGUUCUGUGCGCGAUCGCUUGAAUCGCAAAAACAACACUCCUCCACUGACUUGGUCCCAGCGGCAUCGCAUCGCGGCUGAUGUUGCCCGUGGCAUGCACUAUGUCCAAACCGCCUUCGCAGGCCAUGUUCUGUUCCACCUCGACCUCAAGACGGACAAUGUUCUGCUGGACGCGCAUUACAAUGCAAAAGUGUCUGAUUUUGGUCUUGUCCGUGCUGCCGAGCAUCUUGAUGAGAAACGCUACCUUCGUACUCAGAACGCUCAAGGCACAGUUGCUUACAUGAGCCCCGAGUUCCUCGUUGAUGGCAGAAUGACCAUCAAGACCGAUGUGUACGCAUUUGGCAUGAUUCUGCUCGAGCUGGUGACGGCAAUGAAGGCAGCUGUGCAACUGAAAACGGAUCUGCGCAAGGCUGUGAAAACCCAAAAUGUCAUUGGCAUGCUGGACUCGGCGCUCAAACCAACCGAAGCGGAGCAGGAGAGCAUCAACGAGAUUGUCACUCUCGCGCUCAAGUGUCUUGAUGAAGAUGUCGAUGAGCGUCCGUCUUUUGGCAGCAUUCUCGUUCAGUUGGGUCCUUGAUGCCAAGCGAAAGAUGCUGUGCUGGUGUCUCAGUACUUUAUCAAGAGAUGAGCGAGCUACUCCCUCAUUCUUCACUACUCUCUCUGUGUCCGUUUCCGUUUCGCCCUCUUGUGGCAUGCUCCUCCUGCAUGUUGUAACUGUUGCUUCCUCGCCUGUUCGUUUUUCAGUGCUCUUGCUUUUCACAACGAUUGUUCGUUUCUUUAUGUUGUUGCUUGUCACAAACAUUGUUCUUGUAUCAGCGCUCUUGCUUUUCACACAAAAAUCCACAGUGUUCAC